AUGACGCGCAUCCCUACAGCUCAGCUCUGGAGGUACCUCCUGAGCGGCCGGCUCUCACGCCAUGGCUGUCUUCAGACCAGCAAUCCUUUGCGGAGACCCCCGUUGACACCCUCUAUACGUGCCAUUGCCUUGUCGCCACUGCAGCAGACUCGCAGCCUCUCCCACGCACUGGAACCAAGCCCCAAUAAUCCUGCGAUGAAGCAAACCCCCGUGGUGCCGCUGCGCAAACAGCUCAAGGACGAAGCCAAAGCUGCGAAAGCCGCAGGCAAGAACAAGAAAAAGAAGAAGAAUGCGGACAACCAGACGGUGCCGGGCUGGGAGCUGACGGUCGGAAUCGAGAUUCACGCCCAGCUCAACACAGCGCGCAAGCUCUUCUCCGCCGCGAGCACCUCGUUCAACGACGACCCCAAUACCCACGUCGCGCUCUUUGACGUUGCCGUGCCCGGCUCGCACCCUCGAUUCCAACAAGAGACCUUGAUACCCGCGCUGCGCGCUGCCCUCGCUCUGAACUGCGACAUACAGAAGAUCAGCCACUUUGACCGAAAGCAUUACUUCCACUGGGACCAGCCGUCCGGUUACCAGAUCACGCAGUACUACGAGCCAUUUGCCAAGAAUGGAUACAUCACGUUAUAUGCGAGGGAUGGGAUCGCUGCUCAGGACGGAGAGGAGAUCCGGAUUGGCAUACAGCAGAUACAGAUGGAGCAGGACACGGGCAAGACCAUUGCCCGGCCGGGCGACGUGCACCUCUUGGACUUCAACCGGGUGGGCGCGCCGCUGAUCGAGAUCAUCACCCUGCCGCAGAUGCACCACCCAGCCACCGCGGCGGCGCUGGUGAGGAAGAUCCAGCUGCUGCUGAAUUCGGUCGACUCGUGCGUGUCGGGGAUGGAGUCCGGCGGGCUGCGAGCCGACGUUAACGUGUCGGUCCGCCGCGCAGACGACCCGGCGGGGAAGCUGGGUCAGCGCACCGAGAUCAAGAACCUGAGCAGCUUCAAGGCCGUUGAGGACGCCAUCAUCGCCGAGCGCGACCGCCAGAUCGCCGUGAUCGAGGCCGGCGGCGUCGUCCUGGGCGAGACGCGCGGCUGGUCGCUGGGCAGCACCGAGACGCGGAGGCUGCGCGGCAAGGAGGGCGAGGUCGACUAUCGGUACAUGCCCGACCCGGACCUGGGGCCGGUGGUCAUUGGCGACGAUCUCGUGAGCCGGCUGGCGGAGACGAUGGGGGCGCUGCCCGACGCCGAGCUCGACGAUCUUAUUCAGAACUACGGCCUGUCCUCAAAGGAUGCGGUGUCGCUCAUGCUGCUUGACCAGGGCGGGCGCAUCCAGUUCUUCUACGACGUCGUCGACUCGCUGGAGGAGAGAAUGAAGGAGGAUCUGCAGGGCAAAGUCGACGUCAAGGAGCUACGUGUCCUGGCUGGCAACUGGGUCCUUCACGAAUUGGGCCGUCUCACCUCGGACCGCAACACGGACGGCGAGACCGACAAUGACCUGCAGAUGACGCGCGAGGGCCAGUGUCGCAUCCGCGCCGCCGACCUCGCCGAGAUUCUUGCCUAUCUCCUGCAGAAGCGCGUCACUGCGCGCGUGGCAAAGGAGCUGCUGUUCGCCCUCUUCCGAGGUGACAUUGGGGGCUCGUCGUCGGAAGGCCGCGUCGGCAGCGUGACCGAGGCCAUCGAGAGGGACGGUCUGUGGUUCGACGAGCUGACUACGGAAGAGUACGGCGCCCUAGCGGAGGAGGCGAUGGUGGACCAGGACAAGGUGCUCAGGGAGUUUGUAGACUACAGGCAGUAUCCUCAGGGGAAGCUCAUGUUCCUGGUGGGUAAGAUGAUGCGGCUGGGCCCACAGGAGCGGAUCGACCCGGCCACGGCAGAGAAGGUCAUGAAGGCCAAGGUGGAGGAGCGCCUGGCCGGCAGUGUACGAUAG
Thyridium curvatum is the source of this 1914-nucleotide messenger RNA. RefSeq lists its product as uncharacterized. The record is from RefSeq and is a predicted model, not a curated record. Gene Ontology annotation, biological process: mitochondrial translation; glutaminyl-tRNAGln biosynthesis via transamidation. The coding region runs from base 1 to 1914 and encodes 637 amino acids. The transcript has a single exon. Lineage: Eukaryota; Fungi; Ascomycota; Sordariomycetes; Thyridiales; Thyridiaceae. Gene Ontology annotation, molecular function: glutaminyl-tRNA synthase (glutamine-hydrolyzing) activity.